Messenger RNA from Nelumbo nucifera (sacred lotus), 570 nucleotides. NCBI's taxonomy places the organism in Eukaryota, Viridiplantae, Streptophyta, Magnoliopsida, Proteales, Nelumbonaceae. The record is from RefSeq and is a predicted model, not a curated record.
AUGGCAGAGAUAAUGAGAAAAAUCCAAGAUGAGUUAGAUGAUGUAGUGGGAAAGAACAGCACGGUAGAGGAAUUGCAUAUACCAAAGUUACAUUGUUUGGAUGCAGUGGUGAAAGAAAACCUGCGUUUGCACCUAGUAGCGCCAUUGUUGCUCCCCCGACACCCAAGUAAAUCUUGCUACGUGGCAAGAUAUACCAUCCCUGAAGGUGCUCAAGUUCUGGUGAACGCAUGGGGAAUACAUAGAGAUCCUGAAGCUUGGGACAAUCCCUUAGAGUUCCAUCCGGAGAGUUUCUUGACAAAAAAUGGAAAAUGGGAUUAUAGUGGUAAUAAUUUUCAUUACUUUCCAUUUGGCACAGGAAGGAGGAUAUGUGCAGGGAUUCCCUUAGCAAAGAGGUUGCUCCCCUAUGUUUUAGCUUCACUGUUGCAUUUGUUUGAGCGGCGAUUUGCCGACGGCACGGAAAUUGAUAUGUUGGAGAAGACUGGAAUAACUUUAAAGAAAAUGAUUCCUCUCGUUGUAGUUCCCAAGCCAAGGUUGCUUCUUGAGAAGUAUGGCUACUGGUUUUGUGGAUGA